Messenger RNA from Pistacia vera, 689 nucleotides. Its product is annotated as nudix hydrolase 17, mitochondrial-like. Gene Ontology annotation, molecular function: pyrophosphatase activity. The coding region runs from base 118 to 663 and encodes 181 amino acids. The record is from RefSeq and is a predicted model, not a curated record. NCBI's taxonomy places the organism in Eukaryota, Viridiplantae, Streptophyta, Magnoliopsida, Sapindales, Anacardiaceae. Gene Ontology annotation, cellular component: cytoplasm; nucleus. The transcript has 5 exons.
AAGGCGCAGCUCUUGCUUUCAUUUCUUCAUUACACCACAACCUAACAUAACUGCUUUUUUCUUUCUCUAUUAAGUAUUUCUCCUUUCUACCUAUUGCAAUACUAAACAAAACAAAACAUGGUGGCUUUAGUUGCUAAAGAACCUGCUGUUCCUUUGGUUUCCCGGACCGGAAGACAUUUACAACGUUAUUGUCAGAAGGGUUUUCGCCAAGUUGUCGGAUGUAUACCAUAUAGAUAUAAAGGGAUUAAGCAAAAUGAGCUUGAGAUUGAUGAGGAAGACAUAGAAGUUCUUCUCAUCAGUUCCCAAAAGGGCAAAGGGAUGCUCUUCCCUAAGGGAGGUUGGGAGAUUGAUGAAUCUAUAAAACAAGCGGCUUUAAGAGAAACUGUGGAGGAAGCCGGGGUAACCGGAAUUGUAGAGUGUGAAUUAGGUACAUGGAAGUUCAAGAGCAAAUCACAUGACACUUAUUAUGAAGGACACAUGUUUUCUUUACUUGUUAAGGAGCAAUUAGAAAUCUGGCCGGAGAAAAAUGUCCGAAAGAGAACUUGGAUGAGUGUGGCAGAAGCCAGAAAAUCUUGUCAAAGUCAAUAUGGGUGGAUGAAGGAAGCAUUGGAUAGAUUGGUAGAGCAACAAACGUCUCAACGACAACAACCUAAUGAGGAAUAACUAGUACAUCAUUCUUUGAAGCUAAU